Molecule: messenger RNA, 996 nt
Organism: Vombatus ursinus (common wombat)
Lineage: Eukaryota; Metazoa; Chordata; Mammalia; Diprotodontia; Vombatidae
Product: vomeronasal type-1 receptor 4-like
Exons: 2
Coding region: 1-996 (331 amino acids)
Biological process (GO): G protein-coupled receptor signaling pathway
Cellular component (GO): membrane
Molecular function (GO): pheromone receptor activity
Source: RefSeq, a predicted model, not a curated record
AUGAAAUCUAAAGACAUAAUUCUAGGCAUUCUCUUGUUCUCCCAGACAGGAAUUGGAAUUUUGGGGAAUUCCUUCCUUAUUUGUCUCUUCAUCUUUGUGUUUCUCAGUGGACAUAGGAUGAGACCUAUAGACACUAUUGUCACUCAGUUGGCCUUGGUCAACUGCUUGGUGCUUCUCUCAAAGGGCAUCCCUCAGACAAUGACAGCUUUGGGUCUGAUGAAUUUCCUAGAUGAAAUUGGCUGUAAAAUUAUUUUCUACUUUCACAAAGUAGCUCGGGACCUUUCACUCAGCAUGACCUGCUUCCUGAGUGGCUUUCAGGCCAUCACCAUCAGCCCCAACAACUCCAAUUGGGUAGAGCUUAAAACCAGAGCCCAAAAAUACCUCAUUCCUUCUAGUCUCUUCUGUUGGAUUGUUCAUCUGCUUUUUUCCAGCUAUAUUCCUUGGGGAAUUAAUGGACCAAAGCAAAACAGAAACAUCACUGAGAUACAGCAUCAUGGAUAUUGUUCUCAUAAAAUUCCUUCUGGAUUUCAUGCCUCAUUAGUUGCAACCUUUCUCUCUUUUCUUGAUGCUAUGUAUUUGGGACUCAUGGUCUCUGCCAGUGGCCACAUGGUAAUUCUUCUGUAUAGGCAUCAAAAGCAAAUCAAGCAAAUUCACAUUACCUGCCUCUCCCCUAGAACCUCCCCUGAAUCCAGGGCCACCAAAACUAUCCUACUCCUAGUGAGCACCUUUAUUUCCUCUUACUUACUCAAUUGCAUCUUGGCAGUGUAUAUGUCGGUUAUAAAGUCCCCACUCUGGUUGAUGCAUACCUCUGCUUUCCUUGGUUCAUGUUUCCCAGCUAUCAGCCCCUAUGUGCUGAUCAGCAGUGACUCACAAGUUCCCAGGUACUUCUAUGCUCUUUGGGGGAGGAAAACCCCACAUUUUGACCCUGACAACAGAUUAAUAUACUCUACACAGGAUGACUUUCUGAAAGCUUCAUUUAAACUUAUCCUGGUGUAA